AUUGAAUAAAAGAAAAUGGACGAUUUUGGAGUCAUUCCCGGCUCCAAGUUGCUUAUAUUUCAUUGAUUUUUUUUUUGUAUAAAUGCCAUAAUAAAAAAAAAUGGUAUCGACUCGAGGACCGAAGUUUAAAUUUACAGAUGGUGAAAAAGUUCUUUGUUAUGAACCUGAUCCAACAAAAGCGAAAGUACUUUAUGAUUCAAAGGUACUUGAUGUUAUAAUUAAUAAAGAUCAGAGAGGCAGAAAAGCAGUAGAAUAUUUAAUUCAUUUUCAGGGAUGGAAUUCUUCUUGGGAUCGUUGUGUAACAGAAGAAUAUGUUCUCAAAGAUACAGAAGAAAAUCGUCAAUUACAAAGAGACCUUGCCCAGAAAGCUCAAUUACAAUUAGGAGCCUAUUUAUAUAGAAGAGAGCGGAAGAAAAGAAGCCAUAAAUUUUCAGAUCGAUCUGUAGAAUCUGGUAUAGAAGCAAAGCGACGAGCUCGAAGUAGUGGUAGUCGUGCUACAUCAGCAACAACUGGAUCAUCAGAAGAUGGUAGUUCUGGACAACAUGAAGAUUAUGAUACUGAAGAUAUAGUUACAGAAGAAGAUACAGAAAGUAGCUCAGAUUAUGAAGAAGAAACAUCAGGAGAUGAAGAUAGUGGUGGUGGAAGUCAAUCAGGUGCUAGUAUUCGACCAGGAAUCGAUCUUGAAAUAGGAGCUACAUUAAAAAGAGUGUUGGAACAAGAUCAUGACUUGAUAGUUGAUAAAAAUAAACUUGCUGUAUUACCUGCACAACCAACAGUAACAAAUAUCUUAGAAUCUUGGAUACAACAUUAUACAACAACCCAAUUAACAAAUAUUCCUGAGAAACCACAAAGAAAUAAAAUACAAAAUAGUUUAGAAAAAACAAUAAGUGACAUAAACAUAUGCAGAGAGAUUGCAGAUGGCUUAAGAAUAUAUUUUGAUAUUACAUUAAGCGAUCUUCUUCUAUACAAACAAGAAAAAGAACAGUAUUCUACAAUGAAAUUAAUACCUGCAAUAACAAGCACUGAGGAAGCUACUUCCCUAAAAGAAGAAAUUGGAGAUUCAGAUAUAGUAAUAAAAGAGGAAGUUGAAGAUCCGGAGUUUUCUCAUCUGCCGCCGUUUAGAGAACAAGAACUGGAAAUAGAAAAAUCAACAGCAGCUUAUAUUACAAGUACAAAACGUAAAUUACGAUCGUGUCGAUUAAAUUCAGUUGAAGAGCCGAAACCCCCAAGACCUGUUGAGGAAAUAAAACAAGAAACAGGCAAUUUAUCAAGUAUGAAUAGCAUGGCAAGUACAAGUUCAAGAUGUUCAAGUCCUCGAGGAGUAACUCUUAGAAUGUCGGUACCUGUUAUAAAUUCAGCACAAAUAACUUCUCUAUUAGAAGAAUCAAAUAAAUGGCGAUUAAUGCCAGAAAUUAUAAUAAAAGAAGCGCAUCCAGAACCAUCAAUGAUUUAUGGUGCUGUGCAUUUAGUACGCCUAUUUGUAAAAUUACCCGAUUUACUCCAGAUGACGGAUAUUCCUAGUAAAAAAUUAAAAGUUUUAUUGAAAUAUUUAGAUAUGUUUUUAAGUUAUUUGGAAAUGCAUAGAGAAUGGUUUGGAGAACAAUUUUAUAUGCAAAAAAUAAAUUCUUCCGAAGAAGCAACUGCACAUCCUUAAUCUAAUUCUUAGUUAUUUUAUAAGCGAAUAUUAUUUUUAUAUAUCUUAUAUUUAAGAA
This is a messenger RNA of Ceratosolen solmsi marchali, 1712 nucleotides long. It is a transcript of the gene msl-3, whose product is annotated as male-specific lethal 3. NCBI's taxonomy places the organism in Eukaryota, Metazoa, Arthropoda, Insecta, Hymenoptera, Agaonidae. The transcript has 10 exons. Bases 101 to 1654 code for a protein of 517 amino acids. Gene Ontology annotation, cellular component: NuA4 histone acetyltransferase complex; MSL complex; nucleus. The record is from RefSeq and is a predicted model, not a curated record. Gene Ontology annotation, biological process: regulation of DNA-templated transcription; chromatin organization.